AUGCGGGCCGAGCUUGCGAGAGGGGGAGAGGCCCUCUUGGGCACCAAGCAGUCGCAGUGUCGGCGCCGGGUCUUCGGGGUUUGCCUACUUGGGGCGAUCCUGCUGACAUUCGGCCUACUCUUCUUCCCACAGCUCUUCUUCGCGGACCCCCGUAGCAAACAGGGGUCUGCCUCAACUGCUCCAGGCGUUCGGACCCCGGGGCUCCCAGGACACCUCAGUGGUGUGAACCUGGGUGGUUGGCUGUGCCUAGAGGAUUGGUUCUACUCCGGAGACUCAGGCGUGCAUGUCUCUAGCGUGGAUGAAGCUGGUCAGGGCGCCUGUUUGCCACCAGCCCUGACGCAGCUGGACAAGCCUUGGCCUUCAGAAGGCCACCUCACCUACAGGUUAAACCAGACGAAGGGCACCAACUUCACCAUCAAGGCCUUGACAGCUCAUCGGCAUUCAUUCAUUGGCGAGAUAGAUUUGGCAGCCAUCCGGGAGCUAGGUCUUAGUGUGGUCAGAGUGCCUAUCACCUGGGCUGCUUUUGCCGAUGCCCUGGUGCCACUGGAUCAGAAAGUGUAUGGCUCCCACAACCCACGCAAUGAGACCGUGAUUGUGCCAGACCCCUUCUACAACGAUCGGGCGGCCUUUGCAACGAUCCCGCGGAAUUGGUUGGCCCAGCUGCUGCGGCGUUGUGCCGAGCAUGGCCUCAGGGUUCUCAUCGACCUUCACGCCUUUCCUGGCGGAUCAUCCCUGGGCACUUAUAAUGGAGUAUGGCCUGACAAGCCCGCUUUCUGGCGGAAUCAGACCAAGAUUGGCCAGCAGGACCUGACCCAGGUGGGCCUGUGGAUUGUCGGCUCGGCAGUGACGUGGCUCGAGGGACUGGACCUGGAGGCUCAGGCAGGGCUCUUGGGCCUCACUGUGAUGAACGAGCCGGCCCAUCUGAAUUCCGGGGCUAAGUUUGCAGAGGAGGCGGAGAUCCUCAAGUGGCUAGCCAAUGCGGCGCAGAUCUUCCGACUCUCCAAACUGCCAAGCCUAGGCGUGAAACUCUACAUGCAGAUGAUAGAUACUGCUUUUCAAAACUUCACCGAGACUGUUGUGCCGUGGUUCUCUGAGACUUUUACAGAGACAGAGAGGUUGAGCUGGGUGGUCGCUGACCAGCAUUGGUAUACUGCCUGGGAUUCAGGCAAUUGCGACAUGCGUACCUCGGAGGAUGGAGGCCUCACAUGCGAUGCGCCUCUGGAGACGAUAAGACGUAAGAUGCGUUCUUGCGCAACAGCCUUCUCCACCAAGUUCAACAGUCAGUUCGGCGGGCUGAUGGCUGUCAGCGAGUUCUCGGCUGGCACAGCAGAAGCAGCUCGUUUCGCCUGUACAGAUCGCGCCGUACUUCGAGUGUACCUCCAGGAGCAGCUGAGCGCGUGGGAUGAGGUCGGCCUUCAAGGCUUCUUCUGGACCUGGCGCAUGCCAUAUGGCCGCGUCUUUGAGCCAG
Symbiodinium pilosum is the source of this 1468-nucleotide messenger RNA. The record is from the annotation of a GenBank genome assembly. Lineage: Eukaryota; Dinophyceae; Suessiales; Symbiodiniaceae.